Messenger RNA from Chaetomium globosum CBS 148.51, 897 nucleotides. RefSeq lists its product as uncharacterized. NCBI's taxonomy places the organism in Eukaryota, Fungi, Ascomycota, Sordariomycetes, Sordariales, Chaetomiaceae. The coding region runs from base 1 to 897 and encodes 298 amino acids. The record is from RefSeq and is a predicted model, not a curated record. The transcript is spliced from 2 exons.
AUGGAUCUUCUUGGGGCGGGAGCAACUCACAGCGAGCCGGUAAAGAAAGGCAUCACCAAGGCCCUCGGGAAGGCCCAGAACAAGAGCUUGCGGAUCGUGGCGGGAGCCUUUAAGUCUACCCCAAUCCGUAACCUCGAGACAGAGACGUGGGUCCCACCAUUGGACUUGUACCUAAACAAACGGCUUGCCGAUUUCGAAAACCGACUCCAACGACCCGAUCUGGACGACGGUCGAGGCGGUAAGAAGACGGCGGCGAGCGUUGUCCUCACCGCCUGUCGCAAGAUACAGCAGAGACUUAGCUCGAGGAGGGGCAACAGAGGCCGACCGCGAACCUUGGGACCUCAAGGGCCUACGGCGGUGGAGAGAGCCGCGGGCACGGUCAUGCGCUGGACGGGGGGAACCGUUGAUACGAACAGGGUAGUAGAAGAGGCUUGGAAAGCGAGGUGGUUAAAGGAACGGGACGGCAGGGCAAUCUCCAGGCCGGCGGACGACUUUGACCAUCAGCGGGAGACGCUAUUUCGGAACGAAACCCUAAGGAGGCACGACGGUCUCAACAAGGCGAAGAGCUCACUGCUGAUUCAAAUCCGGACGGGAGCAAUAGGCCUACGGGACUUCUUGUUCACACGGGGAGUCCCGGAGGUUCUGACGCCUGCCUGCGAGUGUGGCGAGGGACGAGAGACUGCCGAACACCUAGUAGUGUGGUGUUUGGCCCCACCGUUGGCUCGAAGAUGGGAGAGGACUGUAAUUCGGACACGACGGGACUUUUACUCUGUUCUACACGGUAUCAAUCCCACGACUGCACGGCUCGCGAGGAGGAUCCUCGACUGGCUAAUGGACUCGGGGAAGCUGCCGAUGUACAGCUUAGCCAGGAGGCUCGAGCUGGAAACGGCGGCCUGA